This is a messenger RNA of Trichobilharzia szidati, 7000 nucleotides long. The record is from the annotation of a GenBank genome assembly. NCBI's taxonomy places the organism in Eukaryota, Metazoa, Platyhelminthes, Trematoda, Strigeidida, Schistosomatidae.
AUGAGCAUGAUUACAAUGCAUUUUCUCCCUGGGGAGAAAGCUAUUAGUACCAAGUCAAUAGCUGAUGGGAUCUUAAUUCUUACAAAUUAUCGGAUCAUAUUUUCAACCAGAAAGCCUCACAGUUCAUGGAGUAUACCCCUUACAUUAGUAUGGAAAGCUGAAGCAUUCGAAAUGAUUCAUAUCAAAAUUAUAACAAAAAUUGGUAUAUCGGUUACCUGGUCAUUUUUAGAUGAAAUUGCAUGUGACGCAGGAUACAAUCAUAUUACAUCAUUAAUUGAUAUACCUAAAGAUAUUGAUUCUUUGUUUGCUUGUAAAUUUCGUUCAUCUCUGGAAGCCAACAUUCCAAGUCAUCCUUUCCUUUUAAGUGCCUGUGAACUGUUGCAAAUAAAUGAUGUAGAUAGUGCGUUAGAUACAGCCUUAGUAUGUUUUGAAUUUCGCCGAAUGAACUUCGAUGAGGCAUGGAAGAUAACAGAUAUUAACAAUGAAUUCAAAAUUUGUUCCACAUAUCCUAGACAUCAUAUUGUACCACGGUCGAUCAGUGAUAAUGAUAUCAUUAACAUGGCGAGCUUUCGAAGUCAUAAUCGAUUUCUAACAGUUGUUUGGCGUUCUCAAGUCACUGGAGCUGUUUUGCUUCGUUGUGCUCAACCUUGUGUCGGACUUAUGUGUUCACGAAAUGAAUAUGAUGAGAAAUUCUUACGAACUGUUCUUUCUUGUUGUCCAAAGAAACCUGUUGCUAAUCCCAACAAAGAUACUCAUCGAUUAAUGAUAGUGGAUGCAAGAAGUCGUAGUAGUGCACAAUUCAAUCGUAUACGGGGUGGUGGUUUCGAAUAUCCAGAAUAUUAUGAUCAGGCUGAAGUUGUUUUCAUGGAUCUACCUAAUUUGCAUACAGUGCGUUCAAAUUUUGAAGCCCUCACCAACCUAUUUGCUGGUAAAUGUCCGAACUGGUUCUCUUCACUGGAAAAAUCGUCCUGGUUAAAUAAUAUUGGUCAACUUUUGAAAACUGCCACAGAAAUAGCUAUCGCCUUGGAGGAAAAUGCUCGUCCUGUCAUGGUCCACUGUACAGAUGGUUGGGAUCGUACGCCUCAAAUAAGUUCUCUGGCUCAGCUGUUAGCAGAUCCUUUCUAUCGAACAAUCCAGGGUUUUAAUAUUCUUGUUGAACGUGAAUGGUUGCAGUUUGGACAUAAAUUUGCUGAUCGAAGUGGACAUCCUUCACUUUCAUCAAAUUUGAAUGAACAAAGUCCAAUAUUUUUACAAUGGCUUGAUUGUGUACAUCAGAUUCGCAGGCAAUUUCCUCAUUGUUUUGAAUUUAAUGAAUCAUUUCUGCUAAAACUUGGUUUACAUAUUUGUUCAAAUCUGUUUGGUACAUUUCUUUGCAAUUCUGAACAAGAACGACAAAAAGCUUCAGUCGCCUCUCGAACAUGUUCUUUGUGGGGUUUACUUUCACCAAAAUAUAAUUGGACUAUUGUGAAUUACUUUUAUGAGCCAGAAGCUGAACAUCUUCUUCAACCUGAUUGUCAAAUUCGUUCUUUGAGUCUUUGGAACACAUUUUAUGGGAUAGCUCUAUCUACAAACAAAACAAAUUCUGUCAAUCUUCCUCAAAGUUCAUCUGAAACAGUCUCCCAUGACAGUACUUCAUUCUCAAAUUCUAAUUCUUUUAUAUCCCAUACAAAGCAUAGAUCUUUGUCAUCCAUUAAACCAACAGUAAUUAAGACUAACUCUAUCUCAAAUCUCAACUGUGAACAGUUGUCACAAUCUACAGAAAAUACUUUAAAUGACAAUCAACCAAUUGAAUCAUCAGCUAAAGUGUUAAUCCCGGAUGUGAAAAUUGACGCCUCUGAAGAGUUACAGUCAAUGACUAUGAACACCGAUUCAUUUAUUAAAGGUACUACUACCUCUGAAAGAAAUUCACGCCGGCGUUCUCUUAAUGAUUUAACUAUCCAAUUAGAUCAUGCAUCAGCUAAACAACAAUUAUCCAAUCGAGUGUCUCCGACUGCAGUGAAAUCAUCGAAUCAUAAUUUUUAUAAUAAUAAUAAUAAUAAUUUAUCCAAAGGUAAAAGCAGUCCUGAACCGGCUAUACUUCGUCUUUCCUCUUUCUCUGAUGAUACUGGUAUAUGUUCUAGCUUUUCUAAAACAUACCUGAGAUCGUCAUUAUCAUCAGUUAGUAAUGGUGAUGGUGUUUUUUCUGGAGAUCCAAAUAAUAAAUGUAUAUCUCCUGAGUCCAAUGGACAAUUAACAAUGAGUACAUGUACCUGCGUCAAUCAAUAUCAACAACAAGAAUGUGUACUGUCACCAGAUGAGAAUACAGAUGUAUUCACUGCUGAUGAACAGUUGGAACAGAAUGAUUUCUCUUUCAAUAAUGAUAACAAUAAUAAUAAUACUAACAACAAUGAUAGUAACAAUCAAUCAUCAGGUCGGUUAUUUUACACCCAAUUCAAUCAUUGUACACAAAAUUGUCAAUUUUAUGGAAAAUGUUCACCAUUGUCCAUUUCAUCGAGAAAUUUCGAGUUCAAUGAAUUUGAUGAUUCUAAUACUAAUGAUAGUAUGAAUAGCGGAUCAAAUAGUAAAAUGCCGUGCAAUUUUCCUCUUGAUGGUGCACAUGUCAAUAGCUUUGUUUAUAAUAGCCCACGAUGGUCAGUUACUACUCGUGGAAGUAAUGCAAGCCUGUAUUUUUUGUCAGAUAUGAAACAGACAUCUGCUGAACAGAUUAAACCAGUACCCACUCAACCGAUGGAUAUUAAGAUGUCUUAUAAAUCGGAUAAUCAUAAUUUAAUGCAUACUGCAGAUAGUGUAUGUCCUAAUGAUUUUAUAGUCCAUAGUCUACCUGAAAAUGAUGAGGUGCUUGUCAAUGGAACUGAAUCAAUCACAUGUGAUUUGGAUAAUUCACCCAAUGAAAACAAUGAUUUAAAUUUUUCCACACCAUUAGGCGAAUCUGUAUCUGGUCAGAUACCAAUGAAUGUAGGCAAUCCUUCUACUUUGAAUAAUAACAGAGAUGCUCAGAAUUGGCAAGAUAUUCAUAGUGCUAUAUCUAAAAUGGAUGAAGUCAAUUCAGAUGAUGUAUUAUUUACAACAAAAUUUAGUGAAUUACUUAUUCCUGAAGAUUUGCUUAAUUGGAGAAGUAAGUAUUUCCGACCUGAACACUUUCCAAACAUCCCAUCUCAUUCGUCAUCAUCAUCAUCAUCAUUCUACCAUGGGGAAAGAAAUUCAUCUUCUGAUCAAAUGUUGGACAGUACUGCUACAACAACAAUAACAACAACAACUACUGCUAGCGGCACUACCAGUACUAUUCAUCAAAACAAUAAAAGCCUUAAGUCUGGUGCAUCUUUUGAUUUGAAAACUUAUUCUACACAAGUUAAUCCUAAAGUUUCCUUACCUGAAUUCACGCAUAUAAUGAACAAUGAAGCAGAUAUCAGUCAUCGGCCAACAUCAGCUCCAAUCAGUCCAACUCUCUGUCCUGUAUCCUAUUUUUCUUCGCCUACAUUGCAUAAGAAUAUAUCACCGUUAAAUAAUACAACUGUACGGAAUUUAUUCACUUAUCAGAAACCAUUGGAUAAUGUUAAUUCAUUGGAUGAAUUGCAUAAAAAGCCUUUAUCUUCUGCAUUGAUGAAUACAUUAUCAUCCUUCUCUGAUUGGGAUGGCUUACCAAUUCUAGUAGAUCGGCUAACAGUACAUGCUCAUUCACAGUUAUGCCAAGAACGUUAUAAUCGUAAAGCACAGAAGCAGUCUGUACUUUCUCUUGAAGCGAAAUUAAAAUAUGCACAAUUAGAAAUUGCUCGAUUGAAUUCAGAAACAGAGAGAUUAAAACAAUUAUUGGAAAUGAAUAAAUCACGUGCUAAUAAUCAUAUAAAUAACAAUAAUGGAGAAGUAGUGUCCGACACAUUGGUUCUACUCAAUGAUAACCAUUCAUCACCAUCAUCAGAUCUAUUGACGAAUAAAUUGUUUGUCACUACCUCAAUUGAUGAAAAUGUAAGUUUUAGGGAGUUUCUUUCUUUUUGUCUUCUCUUUUUCGUGUUUUUGUUACCUUAAUGUGAUUGGGAUAAUAAAGGUAUAUAUAUAUAUAGUAGAAGACAUAUAGUCGCCAUACUUGGUUGGUAUUAGGAUGUGAGGUGUGAGACUAAGAGAAACUUGGUCUAUACAGAAUGCAGGGGAAUGUGAUAUAGUUGUUCAGGUCAAGAUAUAGAUGAGUUAAUUUAGUGCUACUGUUGAUUAAUUCUGACCUUUCUUAGUAAGUUUUGUCUAACUAUCAGUUUCAUUUGUCUUGUGAAUCCCAAGGAGAACGUCUUCACCCAUCCACACGACUGUGAUCAACAGUCAAAGACGCCACUGAUUUCUGCAGUUAUGUCUUAGUUUAACCAACCUUUUUUUCUUCGCAAUAUCAUAAUAUUAGUUUGGUCUACAAUGUGCCUUGGUAUAGGUAGCAACGGGAACAUGCAGUACACAUCGUUGUGUGCUGUUAUCUUUGCAAGUGAUAUAAACUGGAGAAAAACAAUAUCAGUGCGUUUUAUUUUUUCCUAGCUGAGUUGUGAUCACUUGAAAGUAUGUUUGUAUUUGUUAUUCUAUUCACUGACUGAUCGCUUUCAUUUUUUGCUAAAUAGAUCUUCAAAAACUUCGUAUAUACGCACACACACACACCUCAAAAUUGUAAUGUGAAUUGAAAACUGUCAUCGUAUAGUUGAUAGUUGAUUCCGUAUCACUGCACAAUCACGAUGGUGUUGAUUCAUAUAUAAGGUUCUUCAAAAACAACAACAACAACAAGAAGAGGAUGUAAUUUAUGUGAAAUGUGCAGUUUAAUUGCACAACACAUUUCCGGUAUUCUGAUGACAUAUGUACUUAUCACGUAUAUUUACAUAAAAGGCAACAGAGCAGAAAAGAUCGCAAUUAAAAAAAUCAAUACAAGUUCAAAUGUUAACAGAUCAUGAUCAGAAAUAAUAGGUAUUUAUUGAUUACUAUUUAUUUAAACAAAAAAAACAACUUGAUACAAUAUGGCACCAAGAAGAUGCGCCAUACAAUAAUAAGAAAACAAUAUAGAUUAAAAGUAAAAAUGUUGUUAGAGAUGAUAAUUAUCGAUCAAGCCAAUCUCGUUAUACUUCUUCUCAUGUAUCAGAUAAUUUAGUUUCCAAAGCAUCAAGUGAACAGUCUAAUCUAGUUGAAUCAACAUUUUUGAAUGCAUCAUCAGGGGAAGUGAAUUCAUUUGAAUUAAUUGAUGCAGAGGAUACUCAAUAUAUUGUAUGGCAACCAGAUUGUAUUGCUCAUCAGUGUACACAAUGUCGUAUUGAAUUCUCGGCAAUACGACCUAAACAUCAUUGUCGAAAUUGUGGCUAUAUAUUCUGUGGCAAUUGUUCUGAUCGUCGUAUUGCUGUGCCAAGUCAACCAGGUGAACCAGUACGUGUAUGUCGUCAUUGCUUUUACCAGUUGUCUCGUGGUUCCGUGAAAACAUCAAAACAACAAUUAACGGAAGACUAUCCAUCAUCUGUUUCAUCUCAACUAGUAAAGGAUACUAUUAUGAGAAGUAAUAGUGGUGGUGGUGGACUUGUGAAAAAUUUAACUAAUCCUGAUUUUCUGCACUAUAUGAAUGGCUCAAUUAAUCAUCCUAUUACUACCACUGGUUGUGCUGCCAAUUCAUCAUCCUACUCUAAUGGUGGUGUGUUAAGAAUGACAUCGAGUAGUGGCGGAGUUGCACAUAUCAUCAGUGGUUCUUCUAAACCAACCAUGUUUACAGCUAGUGCUACCACUAUUCCUACUACUACCACUACUAAUACUAGUACUAAUACUACUCACACUGUUAAUAAUCAUCGUUUAGAUGCAGUAAUUACCAAUAAUCCCCCAUCUAGAUGUCAUAGUGCUGGUGGUACUAGACCAACGUCUUCAGCUACAUCAGAUGGAAUUGCUCAGGCAUGAAAAGAGAGUAAUAUUUUUAAAAAAAUAGAAAAAUAAACUACUCCAUAUUAUAUUAGUCAUUCAAGUGUAUGUGGUUUAAUUAACCUUUACGUAUAUACAUAUAUAUUUAAUGCACACUGAUGAAAAUUAAACAACCAACAAUCCCUUCAUAUCCACAUGGGUGCCGUUAAUUUAUUGUUCUCUCAGAUUUUGUCUUUCAGUUUGUUUGUGACUAGUCCUAUUGUUUUAUGUGUGUGUGCGUGUGUGAAUCUAUUUAUUUAUCUAUCUAUCUGUUUUUGCUUCGCCUUCUCAUUGCUGUUUAACUUUGUCCUUCAGUCUUUCCUGUUGGCUUAUAGUUGGUUUUGUUGGAGAUGGAGAAUUUCUUCGGAAGACGAAGUCCCCUCUGUAUGAUGUUUAAUGUUCAGAUUGACAAUUAUUUAUUUAUUUACUUCGUUAAUUGCCCUACAUUUUGUUUCUCUCUGCGUGUAUGCUAACAUUGUGUGUGUGUUUUUUUUGGUUUUUUGAAAACUGUUGCUUCUAUUAAUCAGAGUGUAGACUAUACAAAUACUGUUAUGAUGUAAUUUUUCUUGUUGUUGUUGUUGUUGUUGUUAUAAUUCUACGAGUGAUAGUACUCCUCUUUAUAUUCCUUCCUCUCCCAAUGAUAAGAAGAAAAAAAAGAAGAACAUGCUUCCCCCCCCCUCUAUUAUUGACGACUGACUGACUACUCAAUCAACUUAAUCGAGUAAUUUGAUUGAUCCUCCCUCCUUUCUUGUUGUUUUCGCACUACCUUUCGCUUUUCUUCUGAUCAGCUUUUUUUGUAGUAGGUCUCCUCAUACAUAAUCCAUAAAUUAUAUAAUUGAGCUAUCCACUAACUCUCUCCCUCUCUCUCUCGCUCCCACACACACACACACGCAUAUAUUUAUGUAUACUUCUUCCAAAUUUUGCUAAAGUAUAAAUGAAAGAAAAUAUUUUUGGACAAUUUUGCGUGAUUAUUAUUAUUGUUGUUUUUCUGAGCAUCUCUUUCGAUUCAAUAAUCUGCACUAGAAAAUCGUUAAUGAUGACGCUACCGCUUAGUGUCUACUAGAUUUUGAUGAAUUGAAAUUCCCUCGCUUCACUCAGUAUUUCC